AUGCUCGCUAAAUUUGAACGAAAACUUCCUCUAGGCUAUUUAACAAGAUUCUUUUUUGGGACAUUUGGAGGAGUUGAUUUUCCAAGCUAUAUGCUAAAGAACUUUCGAGACAAUGCAAUUACAGAGCCCACACCAAUUCAGUCCCAAUGUUGGCCUAUAAUCAUGUCAGGAAAAGAUCUUAUUGGGAUUGCUCAGACUGGGUCUGGAAAAACCUUAGCAUUCACAGUUCCUGCAGUUCUUCAUACAAGAGAUAGAUCAACUGUAGGCUUUGAACAAUUUAAAGGUCCAUACGGUCUUAUUUUAGCUCCUACUAGAGAAUUAACAAUCCAAAUUGGGGAAGAGUACAAAAAAUUCAGCAGAGGAUCAGGAACAUCUAGCCUUUGUGUAUAUGGUGGAGCAAGCAGAUAUGUGCAAAGCAGAAAUUUAGAAAAAGAACUGCAUACAUUGAUUGCUACUCCAGGACGAUUAAUUGACUUUAUUGACUCAGGCUCUGUUAGUUUAGAACAUAUCUCUUAUUUUGUUCUUGAUGAAGCUGAUAGAAUGCUAGAUAUGGGCUUUGAAAAUCAGUUAAGAAAAAUUAUUUCAAAACUAAGUGAAAGGAGACAAACAUUAAUGUUUACUGCCACCUGACCAAAAGGAGUAGAAGCAUUAGCAAAUGAAUUUCUUAAAAGCCCAAGCAGAAUUACUAUUGGCUCGAAUAUUUUGUCUGCCAAUCCUGAUAUUAGCCAGAGAUUUAUAUUUAUUGAAGAGGAGGACCAAAAAAUCUUAAAACUCAAAGAAAUUUUAAAGCGGACCAUAGAUGAAGACUACAAGGUUUUAAUUUUUACAAAAACAAAAAUUGAAACAGAAAAUUUAGCAAAAACCUUAACCUUAAUGAAAUUCAGAGCCUUUGCAAUUCAUGGAGAUAUGGACCAAAAGCACAGAGACAGCUUAAUGAGGAAUUUUCGCUCAGGAAUCAUAAAAAUUUUAGUAGCUACUGAUGUUGCUCAGAGAGGAUUAGACAUCAAGGACAUUGAUUUGAUUAUAAAUUACAAUAUGCCGCUAGUUAUAAAUGACUAUAUACACAGAAUCGGGCGCACAGCUAGAGCUGGACAAAAAGGAAGCGCAAUUUCUUUUAUUACAGAGGAUGACUAUGAUUUAUCUAGAGACUUAAUUAAAGUCCUUGAAAAGGCAAACCAAUUAAUUCCAAAAGAGCUUCGAGAUAUGGCUAGCAAAACAAAAAAUGCAAGCACAGCAAAUUUGAGAUCUCUACAAAUAAAUCCUGAAGACAAAAAGGCUUCUGAAGAUAAAAAAACUAAUGAAAAUACAAUUAAAUCUGAAUUCAAGAAAACAAAUUAUAGAAAAGAAGGGAAAGAAAAUGGAGAAUUUCCUAGAAAAAGAGAGUAUACAAAAGGCAAAUCAAGCAGUUGAGAUAACAGAGAAAAGAUGUAUACAUCUAUUUCAUUUGGAGGAGAAAAGAAAACGAGAAAUAAUAAAUUUUUUGAAGACCGCGAUAAAAUGAGCUCAAGAAAUAAAAGUAAAGGCAAAACAAUUGCUUCAAUAAGAAAAAGAAAAAAUGAAGGAGGCAAUGAUAAACAAAACAAAACUGUCGAAUAA
This is a messenger RNA of Blepharisma stoltei, 1596 nucleotides long. NCBI's taxonomy places the organism in Eukaryota, Ciliophora, Heterotrichea, Heterotrichida, Blepharismidae. The record is from the annotation of a GenBank genome assembly.